AUGGAUAGUAGCAUCCACCUGAGUAGUCUGAUCAGUCGGCAUGAUGACGAAGCCACGAGAACAUCGACCUCAGAAGGACUGGAGGAAGGUGAAGUGGAGGGAGAGACGCUCCUGAUUGUCGAAUCCGAGGAUCAGGCAUCAGUGGACUUAUCGCACGACCAGAGUGGGGAUUCCCUCAACAGCGAUGAAGGAGACGUGUCUUGGAUGGAGGAGCAGCUGUCCUACUUCUGUGACAAGUGCCAAAAAUGGAUACCAGCCAGUCAGCUGAGGGAACAGCUCAGUUACCUUAAGGGUGAUAAUUUUUUUAGGUUUACUUGUUCGGAUUGCUCAGCAGAUGGCAAGGAGCAGUAUGAAAGGCUGAAGCUGACAUGGCAGCAAGUCGUCAUGUUGGCAAUGUACAACUUGUCUCUGGAAGGAAGUGGACGUCAAGGUUAUUUCAGGUGGAAAGAAGAUAUCUGUGCUUUUAUUGAGAAACAUUGGACUUUUUUACUAGGGAAUAGGAAAAAGACGUCUACCUGGUGGAGCACCGUGGCAGGUUGCCUCAGCGUGGGAAGUCCCAUGUACUUCCGUUCAGGUGCUCAGGAAUUUGGAGAGCCAGGAUGGUGGAAACUUGUUCAUAACAAGCCCCCAACGAUGAAACCUGAAGGAGAGAAGUUGUCUGCCUCUGCUUUGAAAAUAAAAGCAGCCUCAAAACCAACUUUAGAUCCCAUCAUUACUGUUGAGGGACUUAGAAAACGAGCAAGUCGGAAUCCUGUGGAAUCUGCCAUGGAAUUAAAAGAGAAAAGGUCUCGAACUCAGGAAGCAAAAGACAUUAGAAGAGCCCAGAAGGAGGCCGCUGGCUUUCUUGACAGGAGCACAUCUUCUACCCCUGUAAAAUUCAUAAGCCGAGGCCGCAGGCCAGAUGUGAUUCUGGAAAAAGGCGAAGUGAUUGACUUUUCCUCCUUGAGCUCCUCUGACCGCACCCCGCUGACAAGCCCAUCUCCUUCUCCUUCUCUGGAUUUCUCUGCCCCUGGUACACCUGCCUCUCAUUCUGCCACACCUAGCUUGCUUUCAGAAGCAGAUCUGAUUCCAGAUGUGAUGCCCCCACAAGCCUUGUUUCAUGAUGACGAUGAGAUGGAAGGCGAUGGAGUCAUAGACCCAGGGAUGGAGUACAUCCCACCCCCUGCUGGGUCAGUAGCUUCUGGGCCAGUGGUUGGGGGCAGAAAGAAGGUCAGAGGCCCUGAACAGAUAAAGCAGGAGGUAGAGAGUGAGGAGGAAAAACCCGACAGGAUGGAUAUUGACAGUGAAGACACAGAUUCAAACAUAUCUUUGCAAACAAGGGCUAGAGAAAAGAGGAAGCCUCAGCUGGAGAAGGACACAAAGCCGAAAGAGCCCAAGUAUACUCCCGUGAGCAUCUACGAGGAAAAGCUGCUGCUCAAGAGGCUGGAAGCUUGUCCCGGUGCUGUUGCCAUGACUCCGGAAGCUCGGAGACUGAAACGCAAACUGAUUGUCAGACAAGCGAAAAGGGAUAGGGGAUUACCACUUUUUGACUUGGAUCAAGUUGUUAAUGCUGCUCUUUUGUUAGUUGAUGGGAUUUAUGGAGCCAAAGAAGGAGGAGUUUCCAGACUUCCAGCUGGACAAGCCACAUACAGAACUACCUGUCAGGACUUCAGAAUCCUUGACCGAUACCAGACUUCCUUGCCGUCCAGGAAGGGAUUUCGACACCAGACCACCAAGUUUUUGUAUCGCUUGGUGGGAUCAGAAGAUAUGGCUGUGGACCAGAGUAUUGUCAGCCCUUAUACCUCUCGGAUCUUGAAACCUUAUAUCAGGCGUGAUUAUGAAACAAAGCCACCCAAACUGCAGCUCCUGUCACAGAUUCGUUCCCACCUGCACAGGAGCGACCCUCACUGGACGCCGGAGCCCGACGCACCUCUCGAUUACUGUUAUGUGCGGCCAAAUCACAUCCCAACAAUCAACUCCAUGUGUCAGGAGUUUUUUUGGCCUGGCAUUGACCUGUCUGAGUGUCUGCAGUACCCAGACUUCAGUGUUGUUGUUCUUUAUAAAAAAGUCAUCAUUGCCUUUGGCUUCAUGGUUCCUGACGUGAAAUACAAUGAAGCUUACAUUUCAUUUCUGUUCGUCCACCCUGAAUGGAGAAGAGCAGGGAUUGCAACUUUCAUGAUCUAUCAUCUGAUUCAGACCUGCAUGGGCAAGGACGUAACCCUUCACGUCUCAGCAAGCAACCCCGCUAUGCUACUGUACCAGAAGUUUGGAUUCAAGACUGAAGAAUAUGUAUUAGAUUUCUAUGAUAAAUAUUACCCAUUGGAGAGUACAGAGUGUAAACACGCAUUCUUUCUGAGGCUCCGGCGCUGAUGCGAAUACAGCUCACAGAGAAACGCAUGUGCUAUUGGAGAACAGGUCUUUGUGGAGAUCUAAAGGCAGUGAUUGAUUUCACAGGGAGCUCUAAUCUUCUCUGUGAUUACAUGGUCCUUCAAACUCCCAACCAAAGUGAGAAAAGCGGCAUGCAGUGAAAUGAGCAGUGAGCAGCCCUUUAGCAAAAUCACCCUCCAGUCCUUCCUGGAGAUGCCUUCGGCCAGCAUCCCAGACUCCACAGUUAAAUGAACGAUGUCGUGAUUCUCCCUCCACCUGACAGUUUGUAAGAGUGAAAGAGCAUCUAACCUGAUGCUCUUGGAGAGAGAUAACCUGUCUGUCAUAACUUAAAGGAUGAGAAAAUGUGGUGUAGCUAUUAAAGAUUCAUGCAGUCCCAAAAGGCACUGUCCUGGGAUGAUGAGAGAUUAUGAGGUGAUUUCGUAAAAGGAAUCCAACCCUGUGCCCGGCCAUUGAUGUGUUGUCAUUGAAUCCAGGAGGAUUUCUACGGCACUGAAGUUUUGUUGUUUCUUUUGCUGACUUUGGUUACAGUCAGAAAAAAUAAACUAGAUGUUUGUGUCUA
Molecule: messenger RNA, 2926 nt
Organism: Gorilla gorilla gorilla (western lowland gorilla)
Lineage: Eukaryota; Metazoa; Chordata; Mammalia; Primates; Hominidae
Gene: KAT14
Product: lysine acetyltransferase 14
Exons: 10
Coding region: 1-2349 (782 amino acids)
Molecular function (GO): histone acetyltransferase activity
Source: RefSeq, a predicted model, not a curated record